GCCGCCGGCGCCGCCGCUCACUCGGCCAUCGAGGAGAAGGUGAUGAAGGGCAUCGAGGAGAACGUGCUGCGGCUGCAGGGCCAGGAGAAGGCGGCGGCGGGCGGCGAGGCCAAGGCGAAGGCGGCGGGCGGGCUGGCCAGCUGGUUCGGGCUGCGGCGCAGCAAGCUGCCGGCGCUGAGCCGCCGUGCCGACGGCGCCAAGGGCCGCGAGGGCGCCCGGGCGGCCGCGCGCCGCCUCGACGCCGAGAGCCUCAACAUCUCGCGCCUCAUGGAGAAGGCGGAGGACCUGCGCAAGGCGCUGCAGGAGGAGCAGGCGUUCCUGCACGGGCUGGCGCUGGAGAAGGGGCGCGGGCGGGCGCGCGCCGCGGCGCCCGGCCCGCUGCAGCUCGUCUACCACGAGGUGACGGCUGAGACCUUCAUGCAGCAGCUGCUGGACAGGGUGGACGGCAAGGACGUGUCCCUGGAGAGCCGCCUGGAGCACAAGCGGCAGCUCUGCGAGCGGCAGCGCCUCUCGCCCGACGCCAAAGACCCGCGGCUCUGCCGCGCGCCCCGCAACGGCAUCGUGGGCCACGCGCGGGGCUGCGCCGAGCCCCCCGCCAAGGGCGCCGAGCUGGCGCUGCGGGACGAGCUGCCGUCAGACGAGAGCCUGUCGGAGUCGGGCACGUCGCAGCACUUCCCAGCCUGCGGCUCCCUCACGCGGACGCUGGACAGCGGCAUCGGCACCUUCCCGCCGCCCGAUUACUGCGGCGGGGCGCCCGCCAAGAGCGCGCCCCGGCCGCGCCACUCGGAGUCGCUCAGCGACUCCCUCUACGACAGCCUCUCGUCCUGCGGGAGCCAGGGCUGA
Molecule: messenger RNA, 843 nt
Organism: Nothoprocta perdicaria
Lineage: Eukaryota; Metazoa; Chordata; Aves; Tinamiformes; Tinamidae
Gene: NCKAP5L
Product: NCK associated protein 5 like
Exons: 5
Biological process (GO): microtubule bundle formation; microtubule depolymerization
Cellular component (GO): microtubule plus-end
Source: RefSeq, a predicted model, not a curated record